ACUUUUCAUUUAUUUACUAUUUCCUUUUUCAGGAUUUCAGUAAUGCAGACACCACCCAUGUUCAGUAUUAGUGCUUGAUAUUUAUGAGAUCAAACCGGUAGUUUCCAGGUGACUCAGAAGGAUUUAUUAUUAUAUAUUAUACUAUUUACUUUUUACAUGGUCUUUUACCUGCCUACAUUAAUGGCUUAGAAAACGUUCUAUGUCUCCACAAACAUGGCUCUGGUUCCUGAUAAAAUUUAUUCCGCUGAACUGGUCAAAUAAGCCAAAUGGCCUUUACCCUACCAUAACCUGGAUUUACAAAGGAAGGGAAAUUAGCCAUUUAUUAAUAAUUUCUUUAUAGCUGACUCUCGGGUCAUUUUCACCUUUCCUUUGUGUAUUUUUUUCUACCACCAUCAAUCACGGCCCAAUCAUCUCCUGGUGUUAGCUGAAUACAGGGGCAGCCCUGUCAUCAAAGGCAGCGGGGUCGCCCUUAUCACCCUCCAUCCCACGGGUGUAGCGCUCAGUCCACUCUCGCCAAAAUGACAGCAGGAGCUCUGCGCCUAUGGCUCGUCCUCGCCCUCCAGCUGAGAUGCGUCAUCCUACUCGCCAUCCCGCAGGCCAGGGGGACAGCAGGGCGGCAGGACGGCUUGGAUGCGACAAAGACGGCGAGCAAGAAGCUGGACGCGUUGGUCCAUCUGAAGGAAUUACCUCGUGGUACGGGGGUGCCUCCUCACAAGAAGGCGCCUCAGUUUAUGUUGGAUCUUUUUAACGCGGUGUCAGUCUCCGACGGGACUCCGAAAAGCCAGAAGGAUAUUUUGGAAGGAAAUAUUGUGAGGAGUUUCGAGGAUAAAGGUCAUGCUGGAGAGAGGUUUCACUUCUUCAACCUAUCGUCUUUCAGCAGAGAUGAGAAGAUGAUUAAAGCGGAGCUCCGUUGGUUCAGAAAGAAACAGAAGUUUUACCUCGGAAAGUCAUAUGGGCCCCAUUUCUGUAAGGUGGAUCUAUAUGAGGUGCUGGACAGCAGAGUAAAGCCCUGGAGAGGGAACCUCAUCACCUCCAGACUGGUGCCCCUUUACACACAGGGAUGGGAAGUCUUCAAUGUGACUCAAAUGGUGUCAAAGUGGAUCCGCAACAGCCAAGAGAAUAACGGCAUCCUCGUAGUGACCACACUUCCUUCUGGUAACUGGAUGGAGUCAGUGGUGUCCUCAUCUAAGCAGAGUGGAGAGCUGACCAACACCAAUGCCUACCUGGUCAUAUUCUCAGAUGACGGGAGGACAGGAGCAUCGAACCAGUCAUUCCUGGGACAAGCCCAACCUGCAGCAGCAGCACCUGAACUCCACGGCCACCCCAGCAGGAGACGACGUGCAUCUCCAGAUCUCUCAUCCCACGGCCGCUCCCAGUCCUGCCAGCGGGUUCCCCUCUUCGUUGACUUUGAGGAGAUCGGCUGGUCUGGCUGGAUUAUCUCACCCCGGGGAUACAAUGCAUACCACUGCAAAGGCUCCUGUCCGUUCCCCCUGGGGGGAAACCUGAGAGCGACCAACCACGCCACGGUGCGCUCCAUCAUGCAUGCACUCAAGCUCUCUAGUGAUGAAGUGGGAGCGCCCUGCUGUGUCCCCGACCGACUCCAGUCCAUUAGUUUAUUAUAUUUUGAUGAUGAGGAGAACGUGGUUUUGAAGCAGUAUGACGACAUGGUGGCAUUAAGCUGUGGUUGUCACUGACUGGCUGCGCAUCUCCUUCACUCACUGGGACAAUAAUGGAUGGGGAGAUGAUGGUUAGCUUGAGUUCAUUAAAACACUGUAUUUUUGUGCAUAUGUUUAAAUAUUGUAUUAUUUGAGAAAUAAAACUAUUCCUCACCUA
Molecule: messenger RNA, 1833 nt
Organism: Micropterus salmoides (largemouth bass)
Lineage: Eukaryota; Metazoa; Chordata; Actinopteri; Centrarchiformes; Centrarchidae
Product: bone morphogenetic protein 2-like
Exons: 5
Coding region: 519-1694 (391 amino acids)
Biological process (GO): SMAD protein signal transduction
Cellular component (GO): extracellular region
Molecular function (GO): growth factor activity; cytokine activity
Source: RefSeq, a predicted model, not a curated record